Colossoma macropomum (tambaqui) is the source of this 3684-nucleotide messenger RNA. RefSeq names its product osteomodulin (gene omd). NCBI's taxonomy places the organism in Eukaryota, Metazoa, Chordata, Actinopteri, Characiformes, Serrasalmidae. The transcript is spliced from 3 exons. Gene Ontology annotation, molecular function: protein binding. Bases 382 to 1470 code for a protein of 362 amino acids. The record is from RefSeq and is a predicted model, not a curated record.
AUAUGCUUUGUCUGGAAACUGCAGCCUCACCUCUACUCAACAAAGGAGGAAAAAAAAGAAGGAGAUGAGACCACAAGACUUGACUGAGGUCACUGAGCACAUGGAACCCAAGGCUUCCAGAAUCAUUUCCCCAGCAAAGAGGCAGAACUCAAUCUCUCUCUAAUGCAUACAGGACUGCUGUGAGGAAAAAAAGCCAGGCCAUAUUUCAGCCUCAUCUCAGGAGAAAAAACAGUUCUAUUUGCCUAAAGCAACAUCAGUCAACCUGAGAGGAUCCCCCAGUGCUUCUGUAUCUGGCUUUCAUCUGCAGGAACUCAAUUGCAACACUGUUACCGCCCAGGAAGAAUAACUCAUAUACAGGGAAAAUAAACCACAAUCAAAACGAUGGGUUUUACAAGCAUAUGGACAGUACUUCUACUAAUUUUGCUCACUGAAUUAAGAGUGCUAUGUCAAGAUCAUUAUGAGGACUAUGUCACAGCAGAAGAGGCAUUACCAGACACGUACACUUACACGUUUGACGUAUAUGAGUGUGCUAAGGAGUGUUUCUGCCCUCCUUCUUACCCCUUUGCAAUGUACUGUGACCAUCGUAAGCUUAAAACAAUCCCAGAUGUUCCGGGACACGUCCGUCACCUCUACGUUCAAUUUAACGAGAUCGAAGCCAUCACCGCGAAACCUUUCACCAAUGCUACAUCUCUCAGAGACAUCAACCUCAGCCACAAUAAACUGCAGUCUUCUCUGGUGGAAAGAGAGGCCUUCACUAAACUUCAACAACUCAUUCACCUUCACCUUGAGCACAACAAUUUAGAGGAAGUCCCUCCCUCUUUGCCCAAAACUCUUCAAAGACUUCACCUGGGCUUUAACAAAAUCUCAAAGAUAACAGGUGACACUAUUCGAGCACUAUCAAGCAUGACAGUGCUCGACCUUUGCAGCAACAGACUUACAGAUGCGGGCAUUAGAGGAAGAGCCCUCUCUGGCAUGAAGAACCUCCUGCAAAUCAACAUGUGCAGCAACAAACUCAGGUCUAUGCCGCCUGACCUCCCUGCAUCCUUGCUGCAGCUGUCAGUGGAGAACAACUCCAUCAGCUCAAUACCUGAGGGCUACUUCAGGAAGACACCAAAUAUCCUGUCCAUCAGGGUGACGCGCAACAAACUAAAGGCAGUUCCAUACAAUGUGUUCAACCUGUCAAGACUGAUGGAUCUUAACCUGGGCCAUAACCAACUCUCUAAAACCUUCCUCGUUCCCCAGAGCUUGGAACAUCUGUAUCUCAAUCACAAUGACUACAAAGAGCUGAAUGUUUCCCUAAUGUGCCCAUCAGUGAACCAGGACCACCCUAAUAUGCUCACCUACAUUCGCAUUGACAACAAUAAGCUUAGAGGAUCUGUGGACUACUAUGCCUUCAGCUGCUUCCCAAGGAUGAGAAUGAUUUUUUAUGGUGAACAACAGAAGCCCGAUGAGGAUGAACCUUCAAAAUAACAAACAUAUUCAAGCUUGAUGAUGUUAUUUAAAAACGAUUUAUGAUAAAGUUAUGUUCCUGAAACAUAUUAUAAAAUAGAUAUAUCAGAUUAAGACACACAACAGUAUUGGGUAACACUUUAUUUGGAAUGGUCCUUUGUAGAUGAUAAAUAAAUUCAGAUUAUCAGUAACACAUCAACAACGUAUCAGUGAAGUAGCAGUAGUGAAGCAUCUGAAUACAUUGAAGUAAAUAUCUUGUGGAUGUUCUGUUCAAACAUUACUUACAUUGAGUAGAUGUACUGUUAAUAUUUUACUUUCAUUACACAAAACCUAACCCUAACCCUGGCCCUAAUCCUAACCUUAACCUCAACCCAAAAACCUAGUCCUAACCCCAUCCCUUUUUUUUCACAUUUUACUGAGUUUUUUGAGUGUUUAAUCGAAAAAGGACCACUCAAAAUAAAGUGUCACCCAACAUGUAAACAUUCAAUAUUUGUCUCUUUAACCCUUCUUGCAUGUGCAUGAUUUAAUUUACCUUGGAUUUACACAGAAAUACUUCCAUAUUACGUGGUACUAUAAAAAAAAUGGAAUGGAAAUGCAAGUUAAGAAUUGUGCUUGAGGAUGUGGCUUCGCGUGAAUAUAUGUUGGUUUAUAUUAUCGGAAUUUUGUAGCUCCGUAAAAUCGAUCAGUAAGAAAAGGACAUUUUAAAAGUUGAAAGAACCUCCACAUAACAAAGUUUCUAGAAAGAACACAUGUGAAGGUUUGUAACAGCUUAAAAGGGGUCUUUUGGACUUUUUAACACCUUGCCACAGAUGGUCCAGCAAAAAUCAUCUGGUGCCUCUGAGGACCAGUUUGAGAACCAGUGCUUUAAGAGGACCAAAAGUGGUUCUAUGGCAUCACUCAAAGAACCUUUCAUAGCACUUUCUUUUUUCAAGAGUGCUCCGACAUACACUCAGUGGCUAGGGAUAGGGUGGGACCUGCUUUUGCCUUUAGAGUGUCCUGAAUUCUUCAAAGCACAGAUUCAACAAGGUGCUAGAAACUGGACUCAAAGACAGGCCUUAAUACCUUCUCCUGACAGCAAGUGAAGUGAGUGACAUUGACAAAACCAGAACGGUCCCAUUAUGGUCAACGAAUCUGUUUACACAAUCAUCAGAGUGUGAUAUGCCACAGUGUUUUCAAAGGAUGCCCCAUUUUUAUUUUUUGAUGUUUCUCAUUGCACUCAUGCCAUAAGGUGUCAUAUGACCCGUCAUCUACGUUUCAUAGUCAUAAACGACAGUGUAAUGUUACAAAAUGAUGGUAGACUUAGCCACGUUAUCUAGCCAAGUUAACUAUGUCAACUAUUCAUGCUAGUGUGGGAAGUUAGUUCAUCAAAUACACUCUCACCUGUGACAUCAGCUAUAUACUAAUAAUAUUUCAUUUAAAUCUGUGAAAUAUGUAGACAAAAUAAUCUUUUAAUAAUGGAUUUACAUCGAAGAUAAGUAUCUUAACCUUUCAUCCUGCAGUUAAAGUCUGGAACUAUUAUCUGAUCUGGUCUGGAUUAAGUUUUGAGUUCAGAUAUUUUGAAGACCUUCCAAUGUGAUGCAAUACUACACUCUUAAAAAGGAUUCAAGGGUUCUUUAGGAAAGAAAAUGGUUCUAUGUAGAACCAUGAACACAACCUUUGCAUGAUUAAAGGGUUACAAGCUUUACACCAUAACAAUAGAAGAUCACUUUUGGGUGCUAUAUAGAACCAUUUUCAAAAAAGUUCUAUGUAGAACCAUCUACAGCACAUCAAUCUGAAGAACCCUUUUAUGACGCAAAGGACCCUUUAAUCAUACAAAGGGUUCUUUUAGUGUUCAUGGUUCUAUAUAAAAGCACUGUCUUUACUAAAAACACUAAAAACACCAUCUUUUUUAAGAGUGUACAUUUCAACACCCACUUGCUAUACAUGCUGUUGCAUGUAAGCAUGAGGAGGUCAGGCAGGGGAGCAUGAGUCAACUGUUAAGUCUAACGCAGGUUCUGAAAUGUUUCUGAAAUAAAUAAAGAAUUUUAAUGAUUGCAUUGGUGUCUAUGACUUAAAAGUCACAACAGAGGCAGCAGAAGCACCUAAACUCCUCACAUUCUGUACUGAACUGUAGAGGGAGGCUCUCUAUCUUUCCCAGUGCAUUCUGUCUUUGCAUUUAUUCCUUCAAACAAAUAACGAUGGGAACAUAUGCAUAGGUUGUUUGAAUUCUUAAUAAAUGGCAUUUUUAAAACAAAA